AUGGAGAAACGAAACCCCGCAAAAGUCUUAAGUAAUCGUUCAAAACCUAAAAGGAUAGCUUUAAGUGAAGUUUCUAAUACUCAACUGCCUGCUUCGAAAGAAUCUGAAAUAAUAAAACGUUGGUUACAGUCUGAAACACGUGACUCUGAUUCACCAAAAGAAGUUGUUUACCAAACUAACUCACCUUCUACCGUGACAGAGGAAAAUUCCGCUACACAGAAAACUACUAUGUUUAAUGGUACACGUGAACUAAACAUACCAACUCCAAGAAUCGUAGCUUCACCUACAAAAGUUACUUGGUAUUACUCUCCGAGAGUCGUCAUUCCUAUCGUAACUCCGCCAGAAGUGACUGUUAUUAAACCUAAUUUUGAAGAUAUGAAAUCUAAUGAAAAUCCUUCAGCGACAAUCAAGAAAAAUUCGAAAAAAUCAAAGGCAAAUACAAAGAAAAGUCAACCUAACAACAAUAGUUCUUUAUUAAAUUGGUUCGGUCUUACAAGUGACCCCUCUCAAAAAGACACGAGUUCACCUAAUACUACGUUAAAUGAAAUUGAAAAUCCGAAUGUCCUUAAAGAAAUAACUAAUCCACCAAAUGUAACUUCGGAAUCUCGGCCAGUCGCAAAGAGAAAGAGAGCCCCCAAUACAUCUAACUCUAUUAUUGUCGCUUCAUUACCCACUUUUGAACAUGUAAAUUUGGAAAUGAUCGAUAUGGUGUUAAUUACAGAUAUAUUAAGCAUUUACGAUUUUAUUGUAAAAUUCGAGAAGCUCUUGGAAUUAGAUCUCUCGUAUAAUAGGGAUCGAUUAAAUUAUGAUGAUCUCGAAGAAAUGAUUUUGGAUAACCAAUUUCAUACGUAUCUAGCCUUUUUACAAGCUAGGUUGCUCUCUUUCCUUUACAAAGAGUCCGAAGAAGGAUGCGACAUAGAUCUCGUUAAUUUACAAUAUUUUCUCAUUGAAAGAUUUCCUAACAGAAAAUUUCUUUGUGAGAAAGAAUAUUCGGAAUUUGAUCCAAGAGAGCGAACGUCUGUAUUUCUUGACCUCAUGAAUGAUGCAUUACAUACAAAUAAACUUCGCGAGUACAUAAGGGAAUUGAUGAUGCCAGCAACUCACAAGAAAGAGAAUGAGACUAGAUCGGAAAGGAUGAAAGAAAUUAAAUUUAAAGUAAAUGAAAUACGUGUCAAGAUUGUUGACAAGGAAAAUGAGAUGAAAGCUAUCGAAAAUCAAAUAAAGGAAAUACAUAUGAAUUGUGAGCGCGAAGAUGUGGAAUUUCCUAAUGCUGUCACUAAACGUCAAAGAAUAGUCGCACAACGCAAGGCGGAGACCGAACUUCACGAACAUUUAAAAGAUGCAGCCGACGAAAUUGAGAUAUUCUCCCAUAGCUUAGAUAAGUUGGAAAUGGAGCAUAAGGAACUUGAUAUGUUAAAUAAGACUGAACGGAAUCAUGCUCUUUGUACUCUACGCGGUGGCUCUAUUUUAAAUCCAUCCGGGCGUGAUGAAAGGUUUUACAUGGUUGCCAGGUUAGGACAAGACCGGGAUGGUAGAUACUACUGGUUCUUUAGACCUUUAGGAGGCGUGUUUAUCGAAACAAUUAAAUGGAAUUACUCCGAGCAAGGUUCUGAAAAUUCAUCUUUGCCCAUAACUUCUUCGUCAGAAUGGCAAAUGAUCGGUGGAAUUGGCGAACUUAGAAUGCUUAUGGCAGCUCUUAAUGCACAAGAUGAUAGGGAGAUGAGUUUAAAAACGAAUCUUAAAACAUUGGAGAAUGAAAUCGAAUCCACAUUUGAAAUGCUAAACUUACGGCUCGAGAAAAAAAGAGAUGCACAAACCGAAAAAAUGGAAGUUGAUUCUGAAGAAGUUAAACUUAUCAUGAGUCAACGUCAAAAAAGCUUUUGGAAAUUAUUUGAUACGGUUAUCCGCAAAAAGAACGUUUGGUCAUCAGAAGAAUAUCAUGUGAUAAUGAAAGAGUAUGUAAAGAGAAAAAUCGCAGAAUUCGAGAAAAUCUUGCAAGAAGUGGAUCUAAAUUUGGUUUUCAAAACUUGCGAGUCGAAUUCUAGCGUAAAUGCUAGUGAUUACGUAAAUGAAAUCAAAAGGAUGAUCUCUGAAACCGGUCUUAUCUUUACGGACGAUGAUGAUGCAUCAUCUACUACUAGUUCCAAAAAAGAUAAAAAUUGGGGUUGGCUUUAUGAGGUUGCAGUCAAUUGGUAUUCAUUAGAAAUUAAAACAUUCUCUAUAUUGGCAGUUUGGUUGGAUGUUAUGAUAAAUUCCGGUGAACCCGUGGUUAGAUCGAUUAAGAGACGUAUGCGAGAGCAGCUCUCGGAAAAAUUCAAGUGUUCGUCACGUUUACGAAACAAAAAAGGCAAAGUCGUUGUAUACAAGGAGGAAAUCUCAGAUGAAGAUAUAGGUGAUGAGAUAGAUGGUGAAGAAAACGAGAACGAGGAUGGUAAUUUUGAAGCGCAAAAGCAGCCAUCCAAAUGGAGUUUCCGUCAAAGAAAGAGA
Funneliformis mosseae is the source of this 2487-nucleotide messenger RNA. Lineage: Eukaryota; Fungi; Glomeromycota; Glomeromycetes; Glomerales; Glomeraceae. The record is from the annotation of a GenBank genome assembly.